GUAACAGGUUGCAUGGUCUAGUUCACCAUUGUGUCACACAGAAACCAAUCAGAUAAGUAGGAAUUUUUCUUUCCUCAUACUUUGGUUGAACCAGAUGAGUGUGUUUCUAUUAACUGCACAGGGCAGGGCAGAACUGCAUGGAUAAAAAAACAGAACUCCUCCUUUUUCACACAAAUGUCAGGAAGAAGUGACGAGACGUCCACACCUAAACCUGCUCGUGGUAAUGUAUUUGUACAUUUGUGACGAAAAUACGGAAGAUAAUUCAGUUAAUCCGACGUUAAGUUACGUAACAGGGAAUUCUUGAGUGUUUGUAGAAAGCGUUUGGAACUAAAAGUGCUGAGCCUGAGGACAGGCUGAACAAACACGAGCAAGUAAGUCAGCUGUCUGACAGCCGAACAAGGAAUCAACAGAAUGGCCUCCAGUGCAUCACAGUCUGAGGUGGACUGUACCUGCCCUGUGUGCUGUGAUAUAUUCACGGAUCCUGUGCUCUUGUUGUGCGGGCACAGCUUCUGUAAGGACUGUCUUCAGCAGUGGUGGAGACAGAGUAGACUACAGACAUGCCCUGUUUGUAAGGAAAUAUUUCCGAUGGCUCAGCCUCCACGUAAUCUGGCGCUGAGAAACCUGUCUGACACCUUGAGACGAAAGAGGAGUCAGAGAGCGAACUCAGGAUCUGAGGAGAUGUGCAGUCUGCACGGUGAGAGGCUGAGGCUCUUCUGUCAGGAUGAUCAACAGCUCAUCUGUGUGAUUUGUCGAGAUUCACAAAACCAUAAGAAACACAACUGCUUCCCCAUCAAUGAAGCAGCAGAAGCCUACAGGGCUGAACUCAAGCUUAAGACACUGCAUUUAAAAACCAAACUGGGAUCGUUUCAAGCACACAAACUCAACUAUGACAAAAUGGCCAGCCACAUCAAGCUCCAGGCUCAGCAGACUGAGAAGACGAUCAAAGAGGAGUUUCUGAAGCUUUACCAGUUCCUGCGAGCAGAGGAGGCUGCCAGGAUUGAUGCAGUGAGGAAAGAGGCGACGCUCAAGAGUGAAGCGAUGAACAUCGAGAUUGUUAAUCUGACUGCAGAGAUCUCCUCGCUUGAAGACAGAAUCAGAACCAUAGAGAGGGAGAUGAUGGCUGAGGACAUCUCAUUUAUGCUGAAUGUCAGAUCCACAAUGAAGCGAUCCCAGUACAACCUGCCAGACCCAGAGACUCCAUCAGGAGCCCUGAUGGACGAGGCCAAACACCUGGGGAACCUGCUGUUCACAGUCUGGAGGAAGAUGAAGGACAUAAUCCAAUACACUCCUGUAACUCUGGACCCCAACACUGGCGGCUCUAUAUUAACUAUAUCAGAGCACAUGACCCGUUUGACAGGGAGCAACAAGAGUCAUCCGCUUCCUAAAAACCCAGAGAGGCUGCAGAACUCAGACGUUCUCGGCUCUGAAGGCUUUAGCUCUGGAAAACACAGCUGGGAUGUGGAGGUGAGGGAUUGGUGGGCUGUUGGUGUCGUUGCUAGAACCAAGAAUCCAAAAGGGUUCUGGGGCAUCGGUACACACGGUGUCGACGUUCUGUUAGAACAUAUUCAAGAGGGUAAUGUCGGAAUUGAUUUAGAGGGUUCAAUGCCCCAAAAGAUCAGAGUGCAUCUAGAUUAUGACCAAGGGAUUCUAUCAUUUUUUGACCUUGAUAGGAAAAGACCUGUACACACCAUCAAAUACACUUUCACAGAAACAGUCUCUCCUUAUUUUCAUGGGAAUGUGAAAAUCCUCCCAGCUGUAGUGUCAGUGAAGAUAAGACAGUAGGUGUAUAAUGUUUUCAGUGGCUGUGGAAGAGAUUUUUUAAGUUUCUAAAAAAUAACCCUGAUGUCACUGGGUUUACCUCAGCUUGGAAUUUCAAUUUUUCAUUUUUGACAGCCUGCAUUAUGGGAAAUGUAGGAUCCACUGCAGGGUUUUAGAGGGAAGACUAAAUAUAUGAAUCUGUUAAAUGUUUGAGUUUUUGAAAUCAUGUCAUUUUAUGAUGCACUCUGAACUACUACUUUAAUCAUGUAAAUAUUUGUGAUCAGACAUUAAAAUAAUAAAGACAGUUUUGCUGUUUGUGAACUGAGGGUCUAAAGACAGACAGUGUACAAACUGAAACAGAAAUCAGUCAGAUAAGAAGGAUUAUUUCUCUCCAUCUCUCUGUAUGGAAUUAUGACACUAAAUCAUUGUAGAGUCAGUUUAUUAUAAUUCACUGAAUGCUGUAAGUAGAUUGUAGAGCUGAAUAUAUGAAUUUGUUGAAAGUUUGAGUUUUUGAAAUCAAUUCUAGUUUAAUUUUAUGAUGAACUCUGAAUGCAUCCAGUGUUAUGAUUAAAUUUCAUAUAUCAGCUGUUUUUAAUGCUGAUAUAUGAAACAGACUGUUAGAGUUUUAUCAUGUAAAUAUUUUGAGAUUAGACUCAUUAAAAUAAU
Epinephelus lanceolatus (giant grouper) is the source of this 2424-nucleotide messenger RNA. The record is from RefSeq and is a predicted model, not a curated record. NCBI's taxonomy places the organism in Eukaryota, Metazoa, Chordata, Actinopteri, Perciformes, Serranidae.